Messenger RNA from Dalotia coriaria, 1666 nucleotides. RefSeq names its product cytochrome P450 enzyme phantom (gene phtm). Gene Ontology annotation, biological process: xenobiotic metabolic process. Lineage: Eukaryota; Metazoa; Arthropoda; Insecta; Coleoptera; Staphylinidae. Gene Ontology annotation, cellular component: cytoplasm; intracellular membrane-bounded organelle. Gene Ontology annotation, molecular function: heme binding; oxidoreductase activity, acting on paired donors, with incorporation or reduction of molecular oxygen, reduced flavin or flavoprotein as one donor, and incorporation of one atom of oxygen; iron ion binding. The transcript has 6 exons. Bases 156 to 1622 code for a protein of 488 amino acids. The record is from RefSeq and is a predicted model, not a curated record.
CGCAGGCGUGUGCUAAGCUGGCUUAUGUUAAGCGUCCUAACCUAACUGGAAAACGUUUGUGGCGCGCGAUUGCUGACGUAUAUGUGCGACUAUCAGCGACUUCCCUCUGCCCCGGCAUCUGUACGAAUUCAGACGAGCACAUUCAAUUCAAAAUCAUGGUUGGCGCACUUCUUGCACUAGCUCUGUUGCUAUUCUUCAUCUGGUGGAUGAGCAAUAUAUGGAGUCGCAGGAGCUUACCGCCAGGACCAUGGGGGCUACCUAUUUUAGGAUAUCUAGCUUCCUUAGACCCAAAGAACCCGCAUUUAACAUUGACCAAAUUAUCGAAACAAUACGGCGGCAUUUAUGGUUUGUAUCUUGGCGGGAUCUAUACUAUUGUACUGAGCGAUGUAAAACUGGUCAAAAAAGUACUAGCAAUGGACGCUACCACCGGCAGAGCACCACUUCAUUUGACCCAUGGUGUUAUGCGAGGGUUCGGUUUAAUAUGCGCACAAGGCAAUUUAUGGAAAGAUCAACGCAAGUUUGUUUCCACUUGUCUGAGGCAAUUCGGGGCCUCGAAAUUUGGCGUUCGAAGAGAAGAACUCGGCGCUAAAAUUAUGCUCCAAGUAACAAAUUCGAUAACAUAUCUUAAAGAACAUGGUGCGAAGGGUGUAGAUCCAACAGAUGCUUUUUACCACACUGUUGGUACAUUUAUGAACGAAUUAGUUUUCGGUUUAAAAUAUGAUCGUGAUGAUGAUACUUGGCAAUACAUUAAGUUUUUACAAGAAGAAGGAAUCAAAAAUUUUGGUGUUGCGGGACCUGUUAAUUUUCUGUCAUUUUUGAGGUAUGUUCCAAAAUAUAAAAAAGUAUUUGAUUUCAUCAUUGAUGGCAUGCGUCGUACACAUAAAAUAUACCACGAUAUAAUCAACGAUCGCGUAUUAAAUGGUGCACCGAAGAACAUUCUAGAAGCAUUCUUGGCUGAAAGACAACGUCUAGGUGAUGCUCCAGAGUCUACUCAAUUCUACAAUGAUCAACAGUUUGCUCAUUUACUUGGAGACGUUUUCGGAGCUGGUCUUCAUACGACAUUGACUACAAUUUGCUGGUAUUGCUUGCAUAUGGCUGCCAACCCGGAAGUGCAGGACAAAGUCCACGCGGAAUUAGAUGCGGCGUUGCAAGGACGCGAGGUGACGCUUGAUGAUCAGGACCUGCUUCCGUGUACAAUGGCGUCCAUUGCUGAAGUUCAACGGUUUAACACUGUGGUACCCAUUGGGAUACCACAUGGUACCCUGGAGGAAUUAACUGUAGAAGGGUACCGUAUUCCGAAGGGGACUAUGAUUAUGCCAUUGCAGUGGGCAAUUCAUACUGAUCCCAAAUAUUGGGAUGAACCAGAGAAGUUUAAAUUGGAGCAUUUUAUCAACGAGGAAGGAAAGUUUUAUAGACCAGAAGCAUUCAUUCCUUAUCAAACAGGGAAGCGAAUGUGUGUAGGUGAUGAACUCGCCAAAAUGCUGCUGUUUCUCUUUAUUGCCAAUAUUAUGAAAGAAUUCCGCAUUUCUGCCGAUGGAGACGUAAAUUUCCAAGGUCUAAACAGUGUGACAUAUUGUCCCUUACCUCAAGAAUUAAUUUUUACGCCUCGCAAUCAAAAAUAAUUAUACGCAAUAUACUUAAAACUGAAAUAAACAAGUAAAUAUUU